Molecule: messenger RNA, 1222 nt
Organism: Phoenix dactylifera (date palm)
Lineage: Eukaryota; Viridiplantae; Streptophyta; Magnoliopsida; Arecales; Arecaceae
Product: chloroplast envelope quinone oxidoreductase homolog
Molecular function (GO): oxidoreductase activity
Source: RefSeq, a predicted model, not a curated record
GUACUCAUCUUCCCAAAUUGCCCCUCUCAACGCUACCUAUUUCCGCCCCCUACCAUGGCCGGAAGAAGGACCAUGCACGCCGUCCGGUACGACGGCUACGGCGGCGGCGCUGCCGCCCUCGAGCAUGUUGAGAUUUCAGUUCCUGUACCAAAGAAAAAUGAGGUUUUAUUAAAAAUGGAAGCAGCAAGCAUUAAUCCACUUGACUGGAAAGUUCAGAAAGGAAUGGUACGACCAUUAUUGCCACCAAAGUUUCCAUUCAUACCAGUAACUGAUGUUGCGGGGGAGAUUAUUCAAAUUGGUUCUAGAGUUAAGAACUUGAAAGCAGGUGACAAAGUUGUGUCCAUGCUUGGAUAUUGGAAUGGAGGCGGACUUGCUGAAUAUGCCGUUGCGCCAGCAAGCCUAACAAUCUGUAGGCCUCCUGUAGUAUCAGCAGCUGAAUCUGCAGGCCUACCUGUAGCUGCUGCCAGUGCUCUCCAGGCACUAAGGACCAUGGAGACCAAGUUUGACGGGACCGGCAAAGCUGCCAAUGUCUUGAUCACCGCUGCUUCUGGUGGCGUAGGGCUGUAUGCAGUUCAGCUUGCCAAGUUAGCAAACCAUCAUGUGACCGCUACCUGUGGGGCUCGGAACAUAGAACUUGUGAAGAGCUUGGGUGCGGAUGAGGUGCUGGACUACAAGACUCCAGAAGGUGCGAGUUUGAAGAGCCCUUCUGGUCGGAAAUAUGAGUUGGUUGUACACUGCACUGUUCGUAUCGAUUGGUCUACUUUCGAGCCAAAUCUGAGUGCUAAUGGAAAGGUUAUAGAUUUAACACCCGGCCUUGGGACUAUAGUCAGAUCAGCAUGGAAGAAAUUGACCUUUUCCAAGAAGCAGUUGAUGCCGCUGCUAGUGGUGCCCAGUAAUGAGGACCUGAAAUUUUUGGUUGAGCUGGUGAAGGAAGGUAAGCUUAAGACGGUGGUGGACUCGAGGCAUCCGCUGAGCAAGGCAGAGGAAGCUUGGGCUAAGAGCAUGGAUGGUCAUGCUACAGGGAAAGUCAUUGUGGAGAUGUAAGCAAAGAGUUAUCAUUCUGCCUCUAUUUUCUAAAACGUGUAGAUGAAUACACAAAUUGAUGGCUUGUGUCGGCUCGGUAUUGUUUGUAUAAAUUUAUGAAUUCUGGCUGGAAAUUCUGGCUUCCUGUUAUUACUCAUGCACUGCCUGAAGUGAUAAGCCAUGUGCUAUCUAUUUGUUC